AUGCCGGGGUCCUCUCUCUUGGGUCGUCCGAAGCGAGAAAACGUUCGCCUUUAUCCUGCGGGGUACGCAGCAGAAGAAACAGACGCUAACGGGGAAUCCUGCAGCAGUUUGGACGGUCUUCACCCUAGACAGGUGACACAGCUCCUGUCUUCAAGUCAACUGCAGGCUCUUCUCCUCCAGCAGCAUCGUCUGAAAGAGUUGUACAAGAAACAGCAGCAGAUCCACGUGCAGUUGCUCCAGCAUCAGACGGGCAAGAGAAGCAAAGAGCUCCUCGCACAUCAUUUAGCCUUGCAGCAGCUACUCCACGUCCAGCCGCAGCAACAGGCACUUUGCUGCCCUGCAGCUGCUUUCAGCUCCGUGCACUGCAAGCAUGCUUGGAAGGAUAUGGACAGCGGAGGAGCAGAGGACGAAGACGGAGAUAGGAAGACUGAGACGGUCUGCCAGGGAGAGACAAGUGACGUCCCGUUGACCUACCCUUGCAGCACUCCUGCUGACUUAACCGCCACAGGCGUCCUCUACGGUCACGGCGUGUGCAACUGGCCGGGAUGCGAGUCCGUCUGCCAUAACCUCCGACAGUUUGUAAAGCACAUGCGCUGCGAGCACACACUAGACGACAGAAGCACGGCUCAGUGCAGAGUCCAGAUGCAAGUGGUUCAUCAGCUAGAGAUUCAGCUCCGCAAAGAACGAGAGCGCCUGCGAGCGAUGACGGCUCACCUGCUACUUCCUGCUGCGGAUCCCCACUCGGCUCCGGCAGGACCGCCUCCGACACCAUGUGAUCUGUCAGCUGACCCGCUCUGUCGGCAGCCCUCACCGAGUCCGUCACAUGGCGCCCGGGUGUCCCCCCUGCCUCUUGCCAACAUCAACUCCUCGUCGCAGAAGGAGUCCUGCCCCAUGUCGCGUGUUGAGGCCGUGAGACGCCGCCAUCACCCGUCCUUCUACUCUGCAGAAAAUGAACACGCGCUCUACAAGGACGCUGAUAUCAGACCGCCGUUUACGUACGCAACCUUGAUAAGACAGGCCAUCAUGGCGUCACCAGACAAGCAGCUCACACUCAACGAAAUCUACAACUGGUUCACUCGGACAUUCGCCUAUUUCAGACGCAACGCCGCAACCUGGAAGAACGCGGUGCGCCACAACUUGAGCUUGCACCGCUGCUUCGUGAGACUGGAGACCGCCAAGGGCGCGGUGUGGACGGUGGACGAGGUGGAGUACCAGCGCAGGAGGUCCCAGAAGAUGACGGGGAGUCCGCCUUUGAUGAAGAGCGGCCAUUUUGGGUCCGUUUUUUAAACACCAGCUGACAGACGCCGUUUACUGACGUGACAUUGUCUAGUUUCUGGAAACGACAAACGCGCACGAGUCCAGCAGUACGCUUUGGAAAUGCAACCGAACGGUAAAUAAUGGCGGUCUACAGCUGGGCGUGAUUCAAAAUGCCGACCAGAAGGACUCAUUAAGACUCAAAUAUUGUCAUUAAAUAUUCAUAUUGUGGCAUAAAAUAUGCUACAAGUAGAGAUAUUGGUUGGACAAGGAGAGCCGUAGUUUACGUAC
Molecule: messenger RNA, 1545 nt
Organism: Nerophis lumbriciformis (worm pipefish)
Lineage: Eukaryota; Metazoa; Chordata; Actinopteri; Syngnathiformes; Syngnathidae
Product: forkhead box protein P4-like
Biological process (GO): regulation of transcription by RNA polymerase II
Cellular component (GO): nucleus
Molecular function (GO): DNA-binding transcription repressor activity, RNA polymerase II-specific; RNA polymerase II cis-regulatory region sequence-specific DNA binding
Source: RefSeq, a predicted model, not a curated record